This is a messenger RNA of Eremothecium sinecaudum, 2532 nucleotides long. It is a transcript of the gene NAT1, whose product is annotated as peptide alpha-N-acetyltransferase complex A subunit NAT1. The record is from RefSeq and is a predicted model, not a curated record. The transcript has a single exon. Gene Ontology annotation, cellular component: NatA complex; cytoplasm. Gene Ontology annotation, biological process: N-terminal peptidyl-methionine acetylation. Lineage: Eukaryota; Fungi; Ascomycota; Saccharomycetes; Saccharomycetales; Saccharomycetaceae. Gene Ontology annotation, molecular function: protein binding; protein-N-terminal amino-acid acetyltransferase activity. Bases 1 to 2532 code for a protein of 843 amino acids.
AUGUCGAGAAGGAAACCUGUUGCGAGUGCAAAAGGUGCUAUCCCACUAUCUUCUAGGUCUAAAGAUGACAAUAAUAACUUUGAGGCUUUAAAACUGUACGAGAAUAAAAGUUACAAGAAAUCAUUGAAGAUCUUAGACGCUAUUUUGAAGAAAAAUCCAUCUCAUGUAGAUUCAUUGGCUUUAAAAGGUUUGAAUUUGGUAUUCCUUGGUCAAAAGGAAGAUGCUGAAACGUAUAUCAAAAAGGCGUUAUCAAAAAUCCAAGGAACAACGGCUUCUCCAAUUUGCUGUCAUGUGCUUGGGAUUUAUUUUAGACAGGUAAGAGAGUAUGCUAAGUCCAUUCACUGGUUUGAAGCUUCUAUUGAAAAUGGCUCUACCAACAAGCAAUUGUACCGUGAUAUAUCUAGUUUGCAGUCCCAAGUGCGCGACUAUCCAAACCUUCUAAUCUCUAGAAAGCUAUAUUGGGAAAGCUUUAUGGGCUAUCGUGCAAACUGGACUGCUUUGGCAGUUGCAUAUGAUCUGAAUGGUCAGUUUCAAGAAGGUGUUAAACUUCUCACACAAUUCGAGGAACUUGCCAAGGGAAAAUUGACUGACGCGGAAGCCUAUGAACAUAAUGAAUGCUUGAUGUACAAGAACGAUUUGAUGUAUAAAGCUGCAGGGGAUUCAAAAGAAAAAUUGAAUACCGUUUUACAAAAUUUAGAUGAAAUUGAAUCUGAAGUAUUCGAUAAAUAUGCAUUGUUGGAGAGAAGAGCUGCGGUUUACAUGAAGCUUGGAAUGAAUAACGAUGCAUCCAAAGUCUACAGAAUGCUUAUCAAAAGAAAUCCAGACAACUUCCAGUACUACAGAAUGUUGGAGAUUGCGCUGGGUGUUCAAGGAAAUACUGCAAUUAGAAAGGCCUUGUAUAAAAAAUUAGCCACCUACUACCCAAGAGCAGAUCCACCUCAGUACCUUCCUUUGACUUUUGUGAAAAUAUCUGAGGAACUUGAACCAAUAUUCGAAAAAUAUGUUGUUUCGCAAUUAGGACGUGGGGUACCAGCAGCCUUUUGUAAUGUGAAGCCUUUAUACAAAACACGUGGUGAUGAAUUUGUUGAAAUGGCUGAGAAGGUCGUCCUGAAGUAUUAUGGAACUUUAGAUCCUAAAGCUUCACCCAUUCCUUAUGUUUGGACAACGUACUAUUUGGCUCAACAUUAUCUAUAUGUGAAGAAUUUCAUGAAGGCAAAGCAAUUCGUUGAAACGGCCAUCGAACACACUCCAACUCUGGUUGAGCUUUACAUAUUGAAGGGACGUAUACUGAAACACUUGGGAUUGUUAGAAGAAGCUGCUUUGAUUGUUGAAGACGGUAGAAAACUGGAUUUACAGGAUAGAUUUGUCAAUGUUAAGGCUGCUAAGUACUUUUUCAGAGCUAAUAUGAUCGAUAAGGGCGUUGAAGUGGCAUCUUUGUUCACCAAAAAUGAAAAAGACUACAAUGGUGUUAAAGAUCUUCACUUAAUGGAGGCCUCUUGGUUUAUUUUUGGACAAGCUGAAGCUUACUAUCGGUUGUAUAUUGAGAAUAAGAAGAAACUGGAUGAACUUAAAUCACGCCCUCCAACUACGGAUGGGACUGAAGAUGAAACUGAUGAAUCAGAAUUGAAAGAGUUAGAGUACCAAAUCAAGAAGUGUAAAGGUUUGGCUUUGAAGAGAUUCCAAGCCAUCUCUAAGAUUUACAAACAGUUCGAAGAAGAUAAAAUGGAUUUCCACUCAUAUUGCAUGAGAAAAGGAACUCCAAGAGCAUACAUGGAAAUGUUGGCUUGGGGAGAUAAAAUUUACACGAAACCAAUGUUUGUGAGAGCUCUAUAUGGUGCAGCGAAGCUAUAUUUUUCAAUGCAUGACGAUUUGGAAGCAAAACAAAGUGCUUCAGAGGUAGACACAGCUAACAUUAAAAAGAGCAAUAAAAAGGCAAAGAAACUCGCUGCUGCAUUUAAUAAAAGAAAGGAGACUGAAAAGCAACAGGUCAUAGCAUAUGCUGAUGAUGAAGAUGUUUUUGGUGAAACACUAAUGUCAAGCAAGACUCCUCUAGACGAUUUCAACACGUCAUUCUAUUCUCUUUACAGAGGUCAAAUGACGGAUAAUGAAUGUGACCACUGGCUGGAUUUCCAAUAUCAUUUAAGAACUGGGAAGCUAGCUUUGUGUUUUAAGGCAUUGUCAAAGUAUGCUUCCUUACAUGGUGAAAAGUCUGGUAUGGUCGGUGCCAUGAUCUUAAUUCUAUUAGAUGUUACUAGAGAAGAUACCAAAUAUGAAGAAAUUGCCAAAAAGGUUGCCGUGAAAGGUAUUCAAACCAAAUUCAAUAACGUUCCUAUUGAUAAAGUUAUAGAUGAAAAUUUUGAUUGGAUGCAAUUCUUCAAAGAUGAAUUUAACUAUGAUCUGGAUGCAUUGUUAGCAUUACAUGGUAGUAAUUUAACAAUACUUUCUAAGUCCUCUGUGAAGGAAUUAAUUAUGGAAAAUCUGGCGGGUAUGGAGCCAUGUGAGCAAAACUAUAUUUUAAAAUAUGAGUUAUAG